AAGAGUAAAGUUCGCAACUUCUAUUUUGCCGAGCUUGUGUAUAGGAAGCACAAAGGCACAAAUCUGCCGCCAGAAAAAAACAGGGGCAAAAAAAAAAAAAAAACGAACAAGAGAAGGAAGAAGAAGAAAGUGCCAUGGGCGAUCUACUCUCAUGGCUAUUCUCCUUCUUCCUUCUCGUAGCUGUUCUUGGUACUAUCCUAUACCAGCUCAUGUGCUUGGCAGAUCUUGAAUAUGAUUAUGUCAACCCUUAUGAUUCAGCAUCUCGGAUUAACAGAGUAGUGGUGCCAGAAUUUGCUCUUCAAGGAGCAUUGUGCUUCCUACAUCUUGUGACAGGGCAUUGGUUGAUGUUUCUGAUAUGUCUGCCAUACUUAUAUUAUAACAUCAAAGUCUAUACUGAUCGCUGCCACUUGGUAGAUGUAACUGAGAUUUUCAAUCAGCUUCCGUGGGAUAAGAAGGUUCGGUUGUAUAAGCUUGGAUACCUUGUGAUACUUCUUGCCUUUUCGAUAUUCUGGAUGGUUUGGAGCAUUGUGGAUGAAUGAAGUAUGAGGAAUUGCCCCUUUCAUGAAGGGUUUGAUCGAAUGAAGAAAUUGGGAUUUCCCAGGCACUAGCACGGUGGAGCUGGCCUUUUGACAUAUAUCAGUUUACUCAGUUGAUGGUGCCAUAAACGGAUUGUCGGUGCUGGCUUUACGGAAUUAAUCAUAUCUAAAGGAAGUGCUAAAAGUCCUCAAC
Molecule: messenger RNA, 729 nt
Organism: Solanum stenotomum
Lineage: Eukaryota; Viridiplantae; Streptophyta; Magnoliopsida; Solanales; Solanaceae
Product: protein cornichon homolog 4-like
Exons: 5
Coding region: 135-539 (134 amino acids)
Biological process (GO): vesicle-mediated transport
Source: RefSeq, a predicted model, not a curated record